Molecule: messenger RNA, 645 nt
Organism: Thlaspi arvense
Lineage: Eukaryota; Viridiplantae; Streptophyta; Magnoliopsida; Brassicales; Brassicaceae
Source: the annotation of a GenBank genome assembly
AUGGAUGAAAUCAAAGAGAAAUCAAAGUUUAGACUGAGACUUCUGAUUGAUGAGAAGAGAAACAAAGUUGUUCUGGCUGAAACUUGUAGGGAUUUUGUUGAUCUACUCUUCAGUUUUGUAACGUUGCCAAUGGGCACCAUUGUCAGAUUGCUUGAUAAGCAUCAAAAGUUGGAGCCAGUGAGCGUUGGGUGUUUCAACAACCUCUACACAAGUGUUUCAGAUAUGGUCGUUGAUGAUUUCGAGACUGAGGCUUGCCAAAGUAUGUUGCUGUAUCCAAGGAGCAGCAAGGAGAUCCAUUGCAGGAGCCUGAAGCUGAACAUUGAUGAUACUGAGGCCCAUAUUUCCGGAAGAGGGAAAGUUGUUCAGGUUUCGGAAGAGGAGCAAAUUGGAGGCUCAAUAGGAAAUGUUGAAAAUGGAGUGUUUGUCAGCUGUCGUUCCUCUUACAUUGUCACUGAUGAUCUGAGAGUGACAUUGAGCUCUCUCGGUGUUAUUGGAAAUGUUCUCAAAGAACUAGGAUAUGCAGAUUUUGAUGGCUUGCAGGAAAUCCUUCUUGAUGCUGGUUUUGAAGAGCUCAUCAGCAUUCUUAGAGCUUCGUUGAUUUCCCGUUCUGCAUUGAACAAUGGUCUAUCAAGCGUUCUGCAUUGA